Molecule: messenger RNA, 309 nt
Organism: Mesocestoides corti
Lineage: Eukaryota; Metazoa; Platyhelminthes; Cestoda; Cyclophyllidea; Mesocestoididae
Source: the annotation of a GenBank genome assembly
AUGUGGGGUGAUGGCGAUUCUCAGGUCAUCGGUUGUGCUGCUGUCGUGCAUCCGCCCACCUCGACGAUGUUCCUGUCGAAGUCUAGCAACAGCACUCGUUUGCAUUGCAACAUGGAUUCCGCCCAGUCCACUGUACACAGCACAACAUCUGAGAGGUGGGGAGGGAACAAGGAUACACGCGGUCUGGCACCCGAGGCUCCGAUCACGGUGGCCGGUGGCACUGUAACCCAUGAGUGUCUCAGCCAAGGCGUCCAGGAACUGCAGUGCAAGAGUGCUGUUGUCCAGCGUACACAGAAAGCAUUCACCUAA